Molecule: messenger RNA, 519 nt
Organism: Arabis nemorensis
Lineage: Eukaryota; Viridiplantae; Streptophyta; Magnoliopsida; Brassicales; Brassicaceae
Source: the annotation of a GenBank genome assembly
AUGGUGUCAAGAAGAGCUAUCCUCGUGAUAUUCACGGCGGUCGCAUUGAUGUCCGGUAAUAGAGUAAUGGCAGCAGUGGACUGCUCGUCGCUGAUACUAAACAUGGCAGAUUGUUUAUCGUUCGUGACGAGUGGGAGUACGGUAGAGAAACCGGAAGGGACAUGUUGCUCAGGGCUCAAGACAGUUGUUAGGUCAGGACCUGAAUGUCUUUGUGAGGCUUUUAAGAACAGUGCUUCCCUUGGUGUUACUCUUGAUCUUACCAAAGCUGCUUCUCUUCCUUCUGUCUGUAAAGUUGCUGCUCCUCCUUCUGCUCGAUGUGGCCUGUCUGUCCCUGCAUCUCCUCCUACUACUGCCCCUGAUUUAUCUCCCACGCCCGGAGCAGGUGCGCCGGCGACGUUUUCCGGUAGAGGAAAUGCGGCAACUCCGAUUCCAGUUCCCGGGAGGUCCGAUGCGUCCUUGCCCUCUGUCCCUUUCGCAUCUGCCCUCUUCAUUGCCCUCAUCUCUUCAUCUUUCUAUUGA